Molecule: messenger RNA, 1610 nt
Organism: Gaeumannomyces tritici R3-111a-1
Lineage: Eukaryota; Fungi; Ascomycota; Sordariomycetes; Magnaporthales; Magnaporthaceae
Exons: 2
Coding region: 1-861 (286 amino acids)
Source: RefSeq, a predicted model, not a curated record
AUGGAAGACCUUGGCCUCGAUCGGACUGUGUCCGUUCAGGUGCCCUCUCGCAGUUCGCUCAAGGAGUCUUCGGAGCGUAAAACGCUUUUGCAAGUCCGAAACCGGUUCCUCAGCCAGCGGUCAACAAGCGACCCCUGGAACCUUCUAGAUCUGCAGGGUUCAUUGCCUUUGACCCUACCGUCUUUUUUGGAAGGCGGCAACUGCCAACUUCUCCUCCGAAUCCGCGAUGCCAUUCUGAUGGGCAACGACGCUCAAAGAAUAGCAGCGUCUGGAGAAGAUUGGAACACGUGGCGCAACGUCGUAGAAUGGGCACUCCUAUCUGAAGGAGGACAUAACACGGCGCCGCAUAUGGAUAGUCACGGCUAUUCAACCUGGAUUACGGUCCAAGAAGGAAACAUUGGCUUUGGAUGGAUGUCGUGCCCAAAUCAGCAGGAAGAAGAUGAAUGGAUAGCCAAUCCGCAUGGCUAUACCGGGGGUGAUUGGAGAUACGUUAUUCUCUCACCGGGGCAUACGGUGUUUUUCCCCUCUGGCACGAUCCACUUCGUCUUCAGGAUACAAGGAGUACAAACAUUUGCCCUCGGCGGCCACGUCCUUCAAUGGUCUGGCAUUGAGCGGUGGCUUGAUGUGGUCGUCGCUCAACUGAAAAACCCGGAGAUUACUAACGAGGACAUGGCAUCGAGUGCGCCAAAGUACGUUCAAGUCGUCAAGCGACUUGUUGCAAACAGGAUGAAGGCUGGCCGGGUGGAAGAGAUGGGCGGUCGAGAUGCAGUCGCCAGACUGUCCGCCUUACUAAAGGAUUUCGACAGCGUUGCUGGGGGCUCGCGUAUAAAAAUGAGCAAACCCCGAACACCCCUGCGUUAACAGAAAGGUGUGUGCAUAGUCCCCUUUGGAAUUUUCGUCGCUAAUUAUAAAGGGGACGCUCCAGAUCUCGUUCAUUCGAUCCCUUGUCAGCCUCCUAGGCGUCUGCUGCCGACAUGUGCCCCAAAACGUUCCGCCUAAGUUUGAGCCAGGGUACCGGGCCGCUUCAGAGUUGCUGCCGCCCACUGUAAUAAGGGGGAUAGUGGCUUCCAUAAGACACCGGCGUCUCCUGAAGCGGGGUGCUCGGGCUCGAGGUUUUCUCUGCUCGGCAACCGGCGGCCUCGUGGGACAGGCAGUGUCAUCUCGGUUCGUGGGUUGUCGGGUGAUUGCUAGUCGUACUUGAGAAGCUGGUGUUUGCGGCGGGUGGCAUGACGGGGGGCGGCAGACAAAGCUUGUCCCUGAGGCCUAUGAGGAGGCCCAGGCCGAUUGUCAGGGCGCUCGCCCGGUGCGCGACAGUCCUGAGGAAGUUGAUGGUUCGCUCGAAGAGAAUGCUGAGCUCGACAGGGUUGAUAAAGCCGCGGAGGUGUUCGUCCUGGUAGACGGCAGCGAGAGUGAUCAUGUUGCCCCAUUGACUACAAAAGACCCCAAAGUGUUAGCAGAGCAUCCGAUUAGAUAGGAUGCCUACACCGCAGCUGUACUUACGCGUGAGCAGUGCCAAACACAUUGGUGAUGAUGAAGCGCCGCUCCUUCAGGCCGUGGAAGGCCUUGGUACUUUCGAUGAGAGCCCGGAUACCCUUUUUGGCAUAAUUAAG